AUGGCCGAUGCUUUGAGGCAACAACAACAUAACCGUAAAGCUCCCGAUCCGUCGUUAGCGCCUCGUCCUGGCCGGCGCAUUGCACAGGAUGCUGUACAAGCGGGAGGCACACCGCAGCCAGUUAGAGCUGCUGCUCGUUUGCCCCGGCAACUGGGAGCCGAGUCUGCGGCAAGACCGACGGCCGAGCCAGUACAGCUGGUCCUGCCGGAUCCAUCGGAAGACUUGCCGGAAGAAUACAAGGACAUCAAGGCAGCAAUGAUGGAAACGACCUGUGGUGCGUCCCCAGUAGACACCAAGAAGCCCGUCAAAUCGGCGUCAGUGAAGAAGAGCCCUCCCACAAAACCUUCCGCCAGAUCAACCUCUGCCAAGUCUCCAAAGUCCAAGACGCCUAAAUCCAAGACACCAGUAACCAGGACACCAGCCUGGGGAUCACCAGCCAACGGUGUAACGACUCGUCGCAUGCUGCCUCCGGUCAGCCCCACUGUCGCUUCCUCAACUUGUAAGCCACGAGGGCUCGCUGGCGGUAGUCCAGCGGUGCAAGGCCAGCAGCGCGGGCAGCGCCCGAUUCCGCAACCAGUUGGGUUACACGACGUCACAGCACCGACGCCUGCUGGCGCGGCCGUGACGUCGCAGCAGCGUCCUGUCCUCGAGGGCCGGCCGCGGCACGAUGGCGGAUACAACGCUCCCGUUAAGGUUCUGCCACAGGCGAACCCGUUCCAGAAUGUACGCUUUUACAGGCCGCCGCUACUUCCUCGUGGUUCCUUGUGGAGCCCAGACGUCGAGGUGCCUGCACCCCUUGGUCUCGACGACGGGCCCGUCGUUGUGAAGGACUACGUGCACGGCCCACAGGAUCCUCUGCCACCAGACGAGCUAAUCACGGCCCGGCAGGCUGCUGUGGCCCUCCUGCUCUUUCUCGUCUUCCUCGCGUUAGUCGUGGCUUGGGGGAGGUUCGCGAUCCACAAUUCCCACGGCGGGCAUACUCUAGAACACGGGUACGGUUCCGACAGCGUGCCUACUAAAAAUAAAAACGGGGACGACCCUGCAAUGUUUAUCCGAAGCUCCAUUGCGAUACCUGAGGAUUCUGCGAACUCUUGGGAUGAUCCAAGUGCACUAAACUCUACCACUGCAGACUAA
Molecule: messenger RNA, 1134 nt
Organism: Dermacentor silvarum
Lineage: Eukaryota; Metazoa; Arthropoda; Arachnida; Ixodida; Ixodidae
Product: translation initiation factor IF-2-like
Exons: 1
Coding region: 1-1134 (377 amino acids)
Source: RefSeq, a predicted model, not a curated record